GUCGAAUUCCUUGUUUCCCUUGUAAAAUCGAAUAUCCUUUUGUUGAAAAUCUUUUCCAUUUUUCAAACUUUGUUCAUAUUUUCCUCUCAAAAUAGUUAUGUGCAAGGUGACAGCCUAAUUUCUGAGGUCGUAGCCUUCAUAAUCUUGAUAUUAUUCUUGACUAAUGUUACUCCCGAUGUUUUUAAUUUAAUUUCUCAUUUUCUUUCCUUCGAGUAGUCUAACUCUUUGAAAUGAAAGCGUGUUUUCUUUAAAUGUUUUCCUUCAUCAAAAUGGUUUUAGCUUCAGAGAGAAAGCUGGGGUGGGUUGUGACACCCCAAUAUUUUAAACCAUCUUAUUUUAAUAAAAAUACUCUUAACAAAUAAAAAAUAAAAAAUUUAUUUUAUUUUCCAAAAUAUAUUUUAGCAAGAAUGUUUUCAAAACAAAUUAUUUUGCCCCGGGAUUUAAUAAACUAUUUUAUAGCCUGCUAAUAUCAUUUUAUAAGUAUCAAAUUCUCUAAGCCCAAAUGAUUUAAAUUUUAAGUCCAAUAAUUUUUUUUGAGUUCAAAAAUAUUCUUGGCCCAAUUUUCUUAGACCAACCCUUAAUAUCAAAUUUUAAACCCAAACCCUAGCUAUAUAUAUGUGUGUCUAUUGUUCAGCCCCUUCAUCCUCUCCAAAAUACUAUUCACGCAGUUUCAUUUCUUCACAUUCACGCAACCCUCUGCUUCUCUCUCUCGGGUAAGCUUCUUCUCCAAAAAGAAACCCUAAGUCCCAGUGGUAAGCUCUCCUUCCUUCUGUUCCUUCAUUUCCCUUCAUUCCUCUGUUUUUGGAGAUGUAUUUAUGUGGGUUUUGUUGGGAUUGGAUGCUGAGGUAUGGUCUGUGAAGGAAGAAGAAGUUGCAGAGCAACAAGCUUAGGUUGGAUGCUUGUGUCUUGGAGAGUUUAAGCUUUGGAACCGACAUAACUCAUCGAAAUCGACAGUCGGUUUUUCGAUCGGUGAUAGCAUUUCAUUCAGUCGGUUAUGGGGGUCAAAAAUUCUAAUUGGUUUUUUGGUCGGUAUAACCGACCUACCGUUUGCUUACCCCUACGGAAAGUUGUUUAUGGAAGAUGAGGUAACAGAGAGGAAGAGGGAAGCCAUUUCAACUCAACGAGGAGCUCUAUAAUAUUGUCAGGGCAGGAGGGAGCUCAAAUUUGAUGAAAUUAUGGAAUUUUUGCAGAGCAUUUUCAUCUCUGCCAGCAUACUGUACUGGACCAGUCUCAGUUAUCCAUCUCAGUCGCUUACUGCAGCUUUCUUGCAAUUCCAAAACAUUACGCCAUGGAAAACAGACCCAUCAACAGAUAAUUGUACAUGGAGUUGUCGAGAAUCCAUUUAUCAUUACUAAAUUAAUCCAAAUGUACGCUGAUUGCGGGGAUGUAAAUUCUGCGCGCCUUUUGUUUGAUGAAUUGCCGGAGCCAAAUGUGUUUGCCUGGACGGCACUCUUGUCCUUCUUUUCCCGCAAUGGGUUGUUUUAUGAGUGUGUUAGCACUUAUUGCAAGAUGAAAGUCAAGGGCAUUUUGCCUGAUAAGUAUGUGUUUCCGAGAGUUCUGAGAGCAUGCUCAUUGUUUUCUUGCUUGGAAGUUGGGGUUCAGGUUCACAAGGACGUGGUUGUGGGUGGUGCUGAACAAAAUGUGCAUGUUGGGAAUUCUUUGAUUGAUAUGUACUCUAGAUGUGGGGACCUUAGGAGUGGUAGAUUGGUUUUUGAUUCGAUGAUCGAGAGGGAUCUGCUCUCUUGGAAUUCGAUGAUUUCAGGAUAUGUUUGCAACAAUUUUCUUGCUUCUGCAAUGGAAAUGUUGGGUUUGAUGAGAAUGGCGGGUUUUCAGCCCGAUAUAGUGACAUAUAACAUUGUGAUGGAUGCUCAUUGCCGUGUUGGUCGGUGUGAUGAAGCUUUGGAAAUAUUUAAACAGAUCAAGGAUCCUACUAUAGUCUCAUGGACAACUUUGAUAUCUGGCUAUUCUAGAAUAGGGAAACAUAAUAUCUCGCUUCAGAUAUUCGGGAAUAUGAUGAGUGAGGGAGAAAUUUAUGCCGACUUAGAUUGUCUUUCCUGUGCCCUUUCUUCCUGCCAACAUAUGAAGGCUUUAAGGAGUGGACAAGAAAUCCAUGCAUAUGGUAUUAAGGUGGAACAAUUGCAUGUAUUUUACCGAUCAGCUGGACCUGCCCUCGUAUCCAUGUACUCUAAGUCUGGGAAGAUUGAAUAUGCAAGGCGUGUAUUUGACUUGGUGGAUAAACGUGAUGUUGUUGCCUGGAAUGCAAUGAUUCUCGGGUUUGCUGAGCAAGGGGCGGGGAAUUCGGCUAUCGAGUGCUUCAGAGAAAUGCAAAACAUGAGAAUCGAGAAUGAUCAGACAACAAUUACGACUAUUUUGCCUGUGUGUGACCUGAAAUACGGUAAACAGAUUCAUGCGUAUGUUUGCAAAGCAACUUUCGGUGAUGCCAUUCCGGUUUGGAAUGCACUGGUUUACAUGUAUGCAAAAUGCGGAUGCAUACAAGCUGCAUAUUCUGUGUUUUCUCUUAUGGGUAACAGAGACUUGGUAUCAUGGAAUACAAUGAUUGGCGGGUUUGGAAUGCACGGUUUGGGCAAAGCGUCUUUACAACUCCUGCAAGAGAUGAAUCUUUCCGGCAUUCACCCCGACUCAUUGACAUUCACUUCUGCACUAUCGGCAUGUAGUCAUUCAGGUCUCGUUGACAAGGGGCUAGAAAUUUUCCAGAGAAUGACACAACACUACCGCUUAAGUCCCAGAACGGAACACUUCACUUGUAUCGUUGAUUUGUUAACACGGGCAGGUCGUCUUGAAGAAGCUGUCGACUUUAUCACGAGAAUGCCUGUGGAACCGGGGAAGCACAUUUGGGGUUCUCUACUUACCGCGGCUUUAGCACACCAAAACUUAGAUAUCGGAGUUAUGGCUUCAGAAAAUUUAGUAAAAUUGGAGCCUGAAAAUCCUGGGCACUAUGUGACAUUGUCAAAUAUGUAUAGCAGAGCUGGAAGAACAGAUGAUGCUGUUGGACUUCGGAAAAAAAUGGAAUGCACGGGGCUGGUUAAGCAGUUUGGACGGAGCUGGGUUGCAACUGGAAACUGAACAUUUAUCAUUUUCUGGUUCCAUGCAUAAUGGCUGACAUUAUUGGUUGAAUGCUUUUAUUACACAGAUUUCUUACAUAUCUAUAAUGUUUGAG
Molecule: messenger RNA, 3178 nt
Organism: Ipomoea nil (Japanese morning glory)
Lineage: Eukaryota; Viridiplantae; Streptophyta; Magnoliopsida; Solanales; Convolvulaceae
Product: pentatricopeptide repeat-containing protein DOT4, chloroplastic-like
Exons: 3
Coding region: 1168-3084 (638 amino acids)
Biological process (GO): RNA modification
Molecular function (GO): protein binding; RNA binding
Source: RefSeq, a predicted model, not a curated record